Messenger RNA from Hippoglossus stenolepis (Pacific halibut), 2915 nucleotides. RefSeq names its product toll-like receptor 1 (gene tlr1). The transcript has 2 exons. The coding region runs from base 179 to 2593 and encodes 804 amino acids. Gene Ontology annotation, cellular component: membrane. Lineage: Eukaryota; Metazoa; Chordata; Actinopteri; Pleuronectiformes; Pleuronectidae. The record is from RefSeq and is a predicted model, not a curated record. Gene Ontology annotation, biological process: toll-like receptor signaling pathway; inflammatory response; immune response. Gene Ontology annotation, molecular function: protein binding; transmembrane signaling receptor activity.
UUUUUACUCAGUUUUCAUUUUCCACCCUCUGAGAUUUCAAACCUCUGCAACUGACAUUUCUCUGGACUUGAAAACAUGAGCACAGAUUUGCACCUGCUGAAACUAUAGCAACUAAUUAAACUCUCAACAAACUAUAAACACUGCCGGAAAAUCCAUCUGACCUCAGUACAGGAAAAAAAUGAGGCCGACGACUGAGGCCCUCUGGGCGGCACUCAUGUUGGCGGGACUCCAGCAGCUCACCUCACUCGCCUCAUCACCUGACAGCAGCGUGGACCUCUCGUCCCAGAACCUCUCCUCAGUCCCCAGAGACCUGCCUCAGGGGGUUGAGUUUUUAGAUCUGUCACACAACCACAUACAGCAACUUCACCAAGGAGACUUUAAAAACACCACCCUCCUGAGGCGCCUGAAUGUGUCGUGCAACAGUUUGGAGGGGAUAGAUCCAGGGACGUUCCUCGACACUCCACUCCUGGAGGAUCUGGACCUGUCCCACAACAGGCUGAGGAACCUGGCGGGUCAGCAGUACCUCCUGCACACAGGAAAUCUCCUGUCGUUGAAUCUGACCUGGAACUCGUUCGUCACAAUGACACUGGGGGAUUCUUUCAGUUCCCUGGCGAAACUGGAGAGAUUGGCACUUGCGGCAGAAAACAUCAGUGUGGGUGAUUUCAAGAGCAUCGCUGAAAAGAAACUGCAAACGCUGACACUUUGUCUGGGGGAUGAGUUGGGUUAUGAGGCUGGCAGCCUGAAGGACAUUCACGCUCAAAGGCUUCAGAUAGCCUCCACCAGUAGUAAGAUUGUGGACCGUGGCCUGUAUUCUGAUGCUCUGUCAUUCUUUGACGAAGUGGAGUUGAUGAAUUUGACAGGUGGCUACAGGGAACUUAGUGAGCAGCUUAGCCAGAGGGUAGAAAUCCGCACUUCUCAUCUUCAUCUCACCAACAUAUCAGUCAAAUGGCACGACUUAACUCACUUUGUCAAUGUGAUUCUGCAAACAUCUAUCACCCAUUUGAGCAGCUCUGAUGUGGCCCUGUAUGAUUUGCCUUAUGUAGACACUAAGGUGACCCAGAAGUCUAGAAUGAAAUCCUUUUCGAGUAGAAGGAUUGUGGUGAAGUCUUUCUUUUUCUCACAGGAGGCCGUAUACAACUUCUUCAUCAAUAUACCUGUGAAGAGUUUCUCAGUCACAGAGACUCCAAUCAUACACAUGACCUGCCCAAAGUCACUGAGUCCAAUGCUCCAGCUGGAUUUCUCCUACUGUGCUUUAUCGGACACCAUCUUCUCCAUGGUGGAGAAACAGCAAACUGUUGAGUGUCAGACUCUCAGUAACGUGAGAAAACUGAUUCUGGUCAGCAACAAUCUCAAGAGUCUCCAGUUGCUGAGCCAACGCAUGCAACACAUGAAAUCACUGCAGCAUCUUGACCUCAGCCUCAACUCCCUCUAUUACGAGGGUACAGAUGAGUGUGUGUGGCCACCAAACAUCACCAAUAUGACUCUGUCCUCCAACCGUCUCACGGACUCCGUUUUUAAAUGUCUACCAGAAGGAACAGAGACGCUGGACCUCCAGAACAACCAGGUUUCUGUGGUGUCGUCAUCCAUCUUUAAAAUGGAAAACCUGAAAUCUCUGAAUCUGAUCGCCAACAGGCUGCGGGACCUGCCUGUGUGUCACGGUUUCCCUAAACUGAACGAGCUUCUGCUCAGGUCAAAUUCCCUCCACGCCCCAUCUGUGAGGAGGCUGGAUACCUGCCCCGAGCUGAGAACCCUGGACGUCAGCUACAACCCCUUCACCUGCACCUGCGCUCUGAGGGGUUUCAUACGACUUGGCAUCGAAUCUGAAAGGAACAACAGUCACACAGGAAUUGAAUUAUUGAGCUGGCCAGUGGAGUAUUACUGCACCUACCCAGAGGACGCUCGAGACACCAUCUUGAAAGACAUCUGGAUUCCAGAGGUCACCUGCAAUGUUGGCAUCCUGGCAGCCACCAUCUUGUGCCCAGCAGUGGUAGUGAUUUUGGCAGUUGUGACCCUGUGCCACCGUUUAGACAUUCCCUGGUACAUGGGGAUGAUCUGGAAGUGGACCAGAGCCAAACAUCGUGCCAGAACAAGACAAGUCCGACCUGAGGACCUGAUCGGUGUCGAGUUUCAUGCUUUUGUGUCUUACAGCCAGCACGACACCGACUGGGUGCACGACUCCCUCCUUCCCAACCUUGAAGGUCCUGCAGGAGGCCUCCGAAUCUGCCUUCAUGAGAAACACUUUGUGCCGGGAAAGACAGUUGUAGAGAACAUCAUCGGCUGCGUGGAGAAAAGCAGGCGCUCCCUGUUUGUGCUCUCGGCUCACUUUGUCAAGAGCGACUGGUGUCACUACGAGCUGUACUUCGCCAGCCACCAGCGCCUUUCCCGGGGCUCCGACAGCAUCGUGCUGGUUCUGCUAGAGCCUCUGCCUCAAUACACGAUCCCAUCCAAGUACUAUCAGCUGAAGGCCAUGAUGGGCCGGCACACCUACUUGGAGUGGCCACAGGACAUGGCCAAGCACAGGCUGUUCUGGGUGAACCUCAGAGCUGCUCUACAGGCAGACCUGCCCAACGCACCGGUCACAGAGAUAGAGUGACUGCACAGGGCAGGCUUAAAAGAGGAAAAGGAAGUUGGAAGACGAAGUAGGAAAGUGGCAGAGGAAGUUUGCAAAAGGGAACAUAGGAGUAAAAUCGUAGGAGCACAGGGGACACUUGAGUGUAUCGCUUUUUUUUGUAUUCCUUUAACAUGAGUCUGCUUUCUUGUGCUGCGAGUUGUUUUAAGUUUGUACUAUUUAAAUCACAUCACAUGCUAACUUCUUGAAACAAUUCAAAUGACAUUUAAUGUUGACAUUUACAUAAACUAACAAGUUGAUCAGGUUUGUAACAAAAACAAUAAACAUUACCAGAGAAUAUCAAAAA